Messenger RNA from Porites lobata, 2341 nucleotides. NCBI's taxonomy places the organism in Eukaryota, Metazoa, Cnidaria, Anthozoa, Scleractinia, Poritidae. The record is from the annotation of a GenBank genome assembly.
UAUAAGGUUUGCUAUUGUUUUUCAGUUUGUUCCUUGCGUGGUACACACAUUCCAAGUUAUUCAUUUGCGGAUCGAUAUCUUACAAGCCCCAAUUAUCCCUACAACUAUCCUCCUUCAACUACUUGUCUAUGGAGUUUGAGUCGACCGUCAUUGCCUUACGCUGUAAAGCUUACAUUCCACUACUUCUCCUUGGAAUCUUCAUCUGGUUGCUCGCACGAUUACCUAGAAAUUCGCGAUGGUGACUUCUACUCUAGGAGCACACUGAUCGGAAAAUUUUGCGGGAGCAGACAGCCACCUAUAAUAGUAUCAAAGUACAAGUAUCUUUUUGUGAAGUUUGUCAGCGAUCGUGAUUACUUUCCUUCGACACGAAAAUUCCAGGCAACGUUUAGAGCCUUUGUACCAUGUAAGUAUUUGAUAGAAACUCUCUUGGUGAGUGUGUGACCAAGUGGAGUUGCAAAUUAUAGGAUACUGUUACGAGUUUUCAAUCCUGUCCUUUAGGCUAUUAGCUAUCUAGGCAGAGUUAGGCGUGCAUUGUUCUCCGAAAGCUUGACGUUUUGGUGACAAGAGAGUGUGAAAUUUUAGUGGCUUAUGAUCGUCUAAACCGUUGUCCAAACCCGAAGAAAUAUCAACAGACCACAAAAAUCCAUACCAUAAUGAAUCAGUACUAUCUCCAUCUAACAAAAAGCCUUGGGGCUGGUGUAAGGAUCAAUCACACCAACUAAUUUGGGGACUGAUGACACAAUUAUAGCAUCAAAAGCUUGCAGCUAGCCUCCUCCGCAGCCAGGCAAUUCUUUUUGUAACGGUUACACUGACCGUGAGGAGUCUGAGAACGAGGAAAAGAAUUUAAAAAAGUGAAAGUCACUACACGUUCCCUCUCCAUUCUUCCACCUGUCCUCUAAAACAAGACAGUGAAGACUACGGUAUAUGUAUAUAAAAACUGAUGAAAAGCCCAAAUGCCAAUUUUGUAUUUCUGUUGACAUUCCAGCAAUGUUGAGCGGCAUUUGCUCGAUAAACAGCCCAUUUCUCCAUAACAACAACUUACGGCUGACUAGUUCAUCUGGAGGGACUUUUCGAAGCCCCUCUUACCCCUCUUACUACCCAACCAACAUGGUGUGCACCUGGAAGAUCACCUCGCCGGCAGGCAAGAGGAUCAAGAUUUCUUUCAACUAUUUCAGGCUUGAAAGUGGUAUUUGUUCCUCUAAUGACUUCCUGGAAGUUCGAGAUGGUUCGUCUUCGACGAGUAUAAGGAAAGGCACUUACUGUGGAAGCUAUGCCCCGACUAUUACUUCCAGUGGCCAAUAUCUAUGGAUUCGCUUCAGAUCUGACUCUUUAAUUGGCUAUAAUAAAGGCUUUGAAGCUCGUUAUUCAUUUGUCAAAGUUGCUUGUAAGUAGUCACAAGUUUGCUGUCUGAACUCACUGUACAUGCAAAGACGCGUACGAAUAAGGCAUAAUCAUGAGGGAGGGAGAAAUAUAGAGUGUGGUGAACUUGAAUUGAGGAAAUAGCUAUGAAAUACCCUUUUAUGCUUGCAAGAAAUUAGAACCAGUUACCUGCCAGUCUCUUGCAAUUUCAAAAUGAUUGAAUGGAAACGAGUACUAUACUGCAGCUGGUUCCGUCUCUGAAUGCAUUCAAAGUAUAAGAUUUAAAAAAAGGAAAUUAUUGGUUAUUAAAAUGUCCCAAAAUAACAUUUUUGGGUCCGAAGGUUUUGUUGACGGGUUUGUGAGACUUAAUUAAAGAUAUUUUGCAGUAUAUGUUGCAGUAUUUCGAAACGAUUUUACCUUUAUUUGGUCUGAAAUCAUACUCGAGCUCACGCUGUGCACUCGUCCGCUUUUGAAAUCACGCGCAUGAUUUCAGACCAAAUUGUAGUCCACUCAGUUCAAUUACCAUUAUACAUUAUACAUGUUACUUAUACAUUCAUCCACUUAUCUACUGUUCUUUUCUCUGUUUCCUUAACCAGCAAGCAAAGUAGUUACCGUGGUUGCAGUCGUCAUAGCAAUUGCUAUUAUAAUAGCAGUGAUCGUCGCCGUCAUCUACUACUUGAAAAGAAGAAACAGACGCGUUGUACGAACUCAGGCUGUGCCCAUUGCCACCACCACAACAACUAUGACCACUACUCAGCCACCCCCUGCUGGAUACCCUCACGUGAUUACGCAGCAGUACCCACCACCUGGUAUACACACUACUCCAGCCCCACCCCCUAGUACCAUAUCUUCUCUUACCCUAGGCUCACCUCCUCAAGUGGCUUAUCAAGCGGCUAUUGUACCGAUCAGUCCUGGUAAUGGAGCCUACUCACACCCUCCGGGGGCACUGCCGACAGCGCAAGCUCCCCCUCCCUACUACUGA